Messenger RNA from Penicillium chermesinum, 669 nucleotides. RefSeq lists its product as uncharacterized. Bases 1 to 669 code for a protein of 222 amino acids. The record is from RefSeq and is a predicted model, not a curated record. NCBI's taxonomy places the organism in Eukaryota, Fungi, Ascomycota, Eurotiomycetes, Eurotiales, Aspergillaceae. The transcript has 2 exons.
AUGUUUGCUUGGUCGGGUGGAUCUGCUAAAUAUCUACGCCGGUAUGUUCUUAGCAGAGCUGAACGCAGACUACGGGUCGAAAGCAACCUCAGUGCUCCCGUGGCCUGUGCCGGCCCUGAUGAUGACCAGUGGACUAUUCCUCGCCUCUUCCCCGACGACAAUGCGGGGCUAAUGCCGUGGAGCCGUACGAUCGAAUAUUUGACUUGUUUCAUCAUACCUGAAGGCGCUGAGGUGAAUCGCUUCGUGGUCACGAUUGGUACAACGAUAUUUGUUUUCGGCGUCUUUUUCUCCGCGGAUGCUCGUCGCCUCCUCUCCCACCCCAUCAUGAACUUCCUUGGCCGAAUUUCCUUUCCGAUCUAUCUCAUCCACAACACGCUCAUCCGUACGGUCUUGACCUGGCUUCUUUACCGACAUUCGGCCUAUUCAAAAGGUCUAGAUAAUGUCGAUCACGAGGGCAAUCCUGUUUUUCUGGAUCGUGGUGGCUGUCUUACGUUUAUUGUGGCUAUCCCCUUGUUCUAUAUUAUCCUGAUCUACUUGGCUCAUAUGUGGACAGUCCAUGUGGACCCUCGGUGUGAGAAAGCUGUCUCGUGGAUUAAGAGGCUGGUCUUUGGGGAAGAUGAAAGCGAAAGGCUAAAAGAAGGCACGCUCGAUGGGCUACUCAAGUUCUAG